CUCAAAAAUCAUACCAACCCCAAACAUUUGCACUGUGGGCUCAGAAAGGGGUUGCACCACAAGGACCAUUAACUUCAGAGACAGAGCUGCACCGUGGAACCCCCAAAGUGCUUCUGAUGCACCGAACAACACUCACCACAAUCUAGCAUGAACUAAUCUAACAGCGACAGGUCAUGAUAGUAGCUGCAGAGGCACUAAACACUAACUUAACACCAGAGCCAUAAUAGAUUCAUGAACCUCUGACCCUAAUCUACAUGACGGUCAUCUUGUUUUCAGGGAAGAUGCUAGUACUGGACUAUAUCCUGGCGAUGACCAGAACAACAACGAGUGACAAAGUGGUUCUGGUCUCUAACUACACACAGACUUUGGAUCUUUUUGAAAAACUGUGUCGAACCCGAAGAUACCUUUAUGUCAGGCUGGAUGGGACGAUGUCCAUCAAGAAGAGAGCUAAGAUUGUGGAGAGAUUCAACAACACUUCUGUGUUUCCAUUCAGACACGUGGUGUGGUCAACCUCUAAGUCUAUUUAAUUUUUUAUCAUUUUAUUAUUAUUUUAACCAUCAUAGU
This is a messenger RNA of Cyprinus carpio (common carp), 564 nucleotides long. RefSeq names its product DNA repair and recombination protein RAD54-like. The record is from RefSeq and is a predicted model, not a curated record. Bases 255 to 527 code for a protein of 90 amino acids. The transcript is spliced from 2 exons. NCBI's taxonomy places the organism in Eukaryota, Metazoa, Chordata, Actinopteri, Cypriniformes, Cyprinidae.